Molecule: messenger RNA, 1578 nt
Organism: Papilio machaon (common yellow swallowtail)
Lineage: Eukaryota; Metazoa; Arthropoda; Insecta; Lepidoptera; Papilionidae
Gene: nudE
Product: nuclear distribution protein nudE-like 1-B
Exons: 7
Coding region: 170-1018 (282 amino acids)
Biological process (GO): centrosome localization; mitotic centrosome separation; microtubule nucleation
Cellular component (GO): centrosome; kinetochore; kinesin complex
Molecular function (GO): microtubule binding
Source: RefSeq, a predicted model, not a curated record
GGAAGUUGUGUCACAAUUUUGCGUUAUAAAUUAUAAUGCCUGAUUCAUAAUAUUAUACCAAAAGGUCAUAAUAAAUUGUUCAAUAAAAUACUCAUAUCAAAAGUUCAAUAUCCUUUUUAAAAUUAAUUUAUAACAAUUCUAUUAGUAUCCGUUUUAAGCCUCAGUAAAUAUGGAAUCUCCUAGACAGUUAGAAACGGACACUGUAGAGUUUUGGAGGAAACAAGCCAAAUAUUACGAACAAAAAGUUAUCGACAUUCAGCAAGAAUUAGACGAGUACACAGAAAAUUCAGCACAACUAGAAAAGGAAUUGGAAGCAUCAUUGGUACAAGUUGAAAAACAGAAUAGAGACCUAGAACACCAAAAUCAACGAUUAAAAAAUGACAUUGAUAUAUUGAGGAAAAAAUUGGAGCGAAGUCAACAUGAAACCAAUGCAUUGGAAAGUGAAUUACAGGCAUUGAAAAUAGAAAAGGAAAAACAAGCGACUUACAUACGUGAAAUUGAGCAGAAAAAUGAUGAUCUGGAAAGGGGACAGAGAGUUAUUACAGAGUCAGUUUCUUGUAUAGAAGCGCUAUUAAAUCAGGCAUAUGAAAGAAAUGCGGUACUAGAAAGUGAAGUAGAUGAAAUAGAGAACUUGAGAGUGAAACUCCAGAGAGCUAAUGAUGAAGCUAGAGAUCUCAAACAAGAAUUAAAGGUAAUAGAAAAGGUACCUGAUUAUAAAAAGGAAGAUGGAAGCAUUGAAAAUGUAUGCAAUGGACAUAUCUCUAAUACAUCACGCACUCAAGUUGAAAUAGAAACUCAAACUUCUUUAACAACGCCACAGAAGCGGGAAAUCAAUGGUAAUGCAAUGACACCCUCUUCCCGUGUCACUGCUAUCAAUAUAGUUGGAGAUCUGCUCAGGAAAGUAGGGGCUUUGGAAUCAAAGUUAGCGUCGUGUCGUGGUACAGUUAGACCUAAAGAGCAUUCACCAAAUCCGAGCUCAGACGUCAAUAAGGACUACAGGUGUGUACUCAAGAACUAGGAUACCAUCGACAAUCCACUGCGACUAGCAACAUUGUGUUAGCUAUUGUAGCAUAGAUAAUAAAUAUUCUUACAACAGCUUCACGUACACACGUCGUUUAUAUAAAUCGUAUAUGUUGUGAUCAAUAUAAUAUUUUCCUAAUUAACUAAUAUCUGUGAUGAUUAUGAAGUAAUUAAGGGAAAAAAAACUUAGUAAAUGCUAAAUUUUUUUGGGCUACCCACCGGACACCUCACAGUUGUGGCAAAUAUGAGAGCUUGCUUAACACUGUUUUUUUCACCAGAGUAACAUCCUUGCUAAUGAUCUUGUAAAGACAUUCACACACAAUAUUGUCCUUAUUGCUUGUUGGUCUUUGACUUAAAACGUAAAAGUAAACAUCAAGAUGGCAACACCCAUAAAAUGUGUGUGUUGGGCUCACAGUAUUUGUUUAUCGUCUAUUUAAGGUGGAUAAAUAUUUUGGAAGAAUGAUUUUAUGUAAAUAUUAAGUGUAUAGCUAUUGUGUAUGUUAAAAUUACAAAUUUUUAUCAUCUUGAAUAAUAACUUUUAUUCAUUUGAUAGUUUAU